This is a messenger RNA of Caenorhabditis angaria, 1863 nucleotides long. The record is from the annotation of a GenBank genome assembly. NCBI's taxonomy places the organism in Eukaryota, Metazoa, Nematoda, Chromadorea, Rhabditida, Rhabditidae.
AUGUUUUGCAGGCGCCGCGCUGAAAUUUGUUGUCAAGGAGAUUUUCAACCAAACUGGAUAAUGGAAAACUUUUUGGUGAGAAUGAGAAUGAAAAAAAUAGGAAAUAAUUUUCAAAAAUCGGGAUUUCAGCAUUUUCUGGAAUUGGCAAAUGAGGGAAAGAGAAAAAUGGGAAGACCUCCGAAAAUUGCACCAUAUUCACAUUAUGAUGAGGUAGGUUUUUAAGAAAUUAAAAUUGGGAUUUUUGAGAUUCGGUUGGCAGAGGAAAAGCUUCAAGAGAGGGGAAAUGGAUCAGUGGAGGCGGUUAGGUACUUUUGAUCUCAAGGUCACGGGUUCAGUUCCCGGUGCCGAUAGAUUUUCAGUUUCAUAUUUUCAGAUAUGUUAAAAAGUUAUAAUUUUCGGCCUGAAACAAAAAACUGCUCUACAUGUUGUUUUCGUGUAGAAGCCUAAACCUAAAGAUAAUUUGUAGGCGGAGCUAAUAAAACUUGGUGCGAAAACUUCGAAGAAAACUAAUAAGAAUUUUUUUUCGGUUGGCUGAUUAAAACGCCGUGAAAAUUGAGCUCAAAAAUCAAUUUUGUAAAAUGCUGAAAGUAGCUAAAAAUUAAAGUUCAGGUGGUUCAAAAAAUCAGAAAAAAACAUUGAAUAAACUGGCUGCAAACGUAGAGAUGUUUACAAAUCAAAAUUUCCUAAUUUUGCAGUACAAACCAUCGGAUGUUGAAUUCUUCAUCUCGCUAAUAGUCGGCCGCGAAAAUCUCUACAAUCCGUGCGACGAAUUCAACGAGGAUCGACAGAAAGCCUUCUACUUCAUCGAGAAAAAAUGCUCGCAUUUUUUGGCGAUGCGAAAAGGUCGAAAUGCCGAAAAACUUUGGCUUAAUUUGUUCACCAAUUUCGAGAAAGAGUAUAGGAAUCGAACUCGGACAAGUUCGAGUUCGGAGCAACUGAGCACUGAAACUACCAGCACACCAUUCCCAUUUUAUCGCUAUAUGGAAUUUUUGAUACCGUAUAUUGAGCGAUUCGAAAAUCAACAGUAAGUGAGAAAAAUGGAGAAAGGGGAAAGGGGAAAAUAGGGAAAUGAAACUAAAAAUGGUCUUCAUUUCCAAAUUCUUUUGGAAAAAGGAAACAAUGACAAAAGAAUUCUUCCAUUCUUUUCAACAAAAUUGGGGAAUUUUUGAGAAGUGUCUUGAAUUUCAAAAGGAAAAGGAACAAGAACGAAAGAUCAUUUCAGAUUGGAAAAAAUGAGAUAUUAAAUAUUUGGAACUCACUGGAUCUAAAACAAAGGUUGACCGAUAAAAAAUUAAGAAUCGAUUCUGAUAGACUACUAAAUAUAUAGAAUUGAAAAACACCAAAAUAAAAAUUGUUUUCCUUAUUGUUAGGUGAAAAUUCUUAUCAAAAUACAAACAUUAUUUCAAAGUUUGGAGCACCACAUGUGUAAAAGUGCAACACAUUAACAACUUUACGUAUUUUCCUUAUUUCAGAAAUACAACAGUCAAUACAAAUGCACUUUUCCUAAAUCUUCAAUCAAAUCUAACAGACGAAGAAGUGAAUAUCAAAAGACCACGAAUAGAUACAGCAGCACAAGAGGAGUGGUUCUUGAAAGUUCUCGAAACUGUCGCCGAAACUCAAAAAUCGAAAAUAGUUCCGAUUCGUGAACCAUCUCCUCCGCCAAUUCCAACACGAUCUAUUGAUCAACAAAUUGUCAAAGAAGAAGUGCCAAUUCCAGAAAAAUAUGCAGAUAUUAUAACAUGGAUAACAUCAUAUUUGGAUUUAGUGCCAAAUGACAAAAUGAUGUUAAGCAAGGUUCGAUUAUUUCAAUUCAUCGAAAGUGAAAAACAAAAAAUCAAAGAUAAUAUACCAAUGACAUUGUAA